This is a messenger RNA of Phlebotomus argentipes, 853 nucleotides long. RefSeq names its product WSCD family member AAEL009094-like. The transcript is spliced from 3 exons. Gene Ontology annotation, molecular function: sulfotransferase activity. Lineage: Eukaryota; Metazoa; Arthropoda; Insecta; Diptera; Psychodidae. The record is from RefSeq and is a predicted model, not a curated record. The coding region runs from base 1 to 756 and encodes 251 amino acids.
AUGGUCAUUCUCUGGAGAACAUUGAAGUGUCUCCUUCUAUCAGUGCUGUUUUGGUUCCUUCCGUCAACUGGGGAAGAGAACCCUUUAAAACCAGUGGCUUUGGCGUCCUUUCCUGGCAGUGGAAACACAUGGUUGAGAUACUUACUUCAGCAAGUCACUGGAAUCCUCACUGGAAGUGUUUACAGCGACUAUGACUUGAUGAUGACGUCUUUUCCCGCAGAAGGAGUGCAUAAUUCAUCAGUUCUUGUUGUGAAGACUCAUGAGCACGGUCCGUUGGUCUGGGGUCAAUUCAGACGAGCAGUUCUUCUUGUUCGUGAUCCUCAGGGAGCAAUUUUGGCGGAAUUCAACAGGCAAAAUGCUGGACACCUUGGAAUAGCUUCCGAAGAUCUGUUCUAUGAGAAAUCUUGGGAGGAAUUUGUGCGAAACAAGUUGAUUUCCUGGACAGAUUUCCAUUUAGAUUGGACGAGAAAUUUCCUACAACCAAUUGAGAUUGUCUUCUAUGAAGAUCUUGUUUCUGAUCUUCGAGGAUCGUUAGUAAGAAUUCUAAGGUUUUUGCAAUGGCCAGUGGAUGAUAAGAAUCUAGAUUGUGCUAUAAAGCGUCGUAGAGGGAAUUACAAAAGGCGACAACUUCCUUUUGAUCCCUUUACUAAAAGUAUGAAAGACAGGAUUGAUGAGACACGCAAUAAUACUUUCAAGGAACUGAAGCGAAUGGAAAGAGUGAGAAAAAUUUAUUUCACACUCUUCAGAUUUCUGUAAAAACGCUGCCACUCGAUGGUCUGUAAGUGAAGUCAGUUUUGCAGGAUUGAUCAGGAUCAAAGGCGUGAAUAUCUUCAUCUGGAAUGUUGACUUCGUA